AUGACCUGCUGGCUGUGCGUCCUGAGCCUGCAGCUCCUGCUUCUGCCCGCGGCCCCGCCCCCGGCCGGCGGCUGCCCGGCCCGCUGCGAGUGCACAGUGCAGACACGCGCCGUGGCCUGUCCCCGGCGCCGGCUGACCUCCGUGCCCGACGGCAUCCCGGCCGAGACGCGCCUUCUGGAGCUCAGCCGCAACCGCAUCCGCUGCCUGAACCCGGGCGACCUGGCCGCGCUGCCGCUGCUGGAGGAACUGGACCUGAGCGAGAACGUGAUCGCGCACGUGGAGCCGGGCGCCUUCGCCAACCUGCCGCGCCUGCGCGUCCUGCGCCUGCGCGGGAACCUGCUCAAGCUCAUCCCGCCCGGGGUCUUCACGCGCCUGGACAACCUCACGCUGCUGGACCUGAGCGAGAACAAGCUGGUCAUCCUCCUGGACUACACCUUCCAGGACCUGCACAGCCUCCGCCGGCUGGAGGUGGGCGACAACCACCUGGUGUUCAUCUCGCGCCGGGCCUUCGCGGGGCUGCUGGCCCUCGAGGAGCUGACCCUCGAGCGCUGCAACCUCACGGCGCUGUCGGGCGAGUCUCUGGGCCACCUGCGGGGCCUGGGCGCCCUGCGGCUGCGGCACCUGGCCAUCGCCGCCCUGGAGGACCAGAAUUUCCGGAGGCUUCCGGGCCUGCUGCACCUGGAGAUCGACGACUGGCCGCUGCUGGAGGAGGUGGCCGCCGGCAGCCUGCAGGGUCUCAACCUGACCUCGCUGUCCGUCACGCACACCAACAUCACCGCCGUGCCGGCAGCCGCGCUCCGCCACCAGGCCCACCUCACCUGCCUCAACCUGUCCCACAACCCCAUCAGCACGGUGCCGCGCGGCUCCUUCCGCGACCUGGUCCGCCUGCGCGAGCUGCACCUGGCCGGCGCCCUGCUGGCCGUGGUGGAGCCGCAGGCCUUCCUGGGGCUGCGGCAGAUCCGCCUGCUCAACCUCUCCAACAACCUGCUGUCCACGCUGGAGGAGAGCACCUUCCACUCGGUCAACACGCUGGAGACGCUGCGCGUGGACGGGAACCCCCUGGCCUGUGACUGUCGCCUGCUCUGGAUCGUGCAGCGCCGGAAGACCCUCAACUUCGACGGGCGGCUGCCGGCCUGCGCCACCCCGGCCGAGGUCCGCGGCGACGCGCUGCGCAACCUGCCCGACUCAGUGCUCUUCGAGUACUUCGUGUGCCGCAAGCCCAAAAUCCGCGAGCGGCGGCUGCAGCGCGUCACGGCCGCGGCGGGCGACGACGUGCGCUUCCAGUGCCGCGCCGAGGGCGAGCCGGCGCCCACCGUGGCCUGGGUGACGCCCCGGCACCGCGCGGUGACCGCCGCCAGCGCGGGGCGCGCGCGCGUGCUGCCCGGGGGCACGCUGGAGAUCCAGGGCGCGCGCCCGCAGGACAGCGGCACGUACACGUGCGUGGCCAGCAACGCGGGCGGCAACGACACCUACUUCGCCACGCUGACCGUGCAGCCCGAGCCGGCCGCCAACCGGACCCCGAGCGAGGGCCGCAACGAGACGCAGGCGGCCGCCCGCUUCCCGCUGGACCUCACCACCAUCCUGGUGUCCACCGCCAUGGGCUGCAUCACCUUCCUGGGCGUCGUCCUCUUCUGCUUCCUGCUGCUCUUCGUGUGGAGCCGCGGCCGCGGGCAGCACAAAAACAAUUUCUCGGUGGAGUACUCCUUCCGCAAGGUGGACGGGCCGGCCGCGGCCGCCGGGCAGGGCGGCGCCCGCAAGUUCACCAUGAAGAUGAUCUGA
Molecule: messenger RNA, 1779 nt
Organism: Odobenus rosmarus divergens (Pacific walrus)
Lineage: Eukaryota; Metazoa; Chordata; Mammalia; Carnivora; Odobenidae
Gene: LINGO3
Product: leucine rich repeat and Ig domain containing 3
Exons: 1
Coding region: 1-1779 (592 amino acids)
Cellular component (GO): extracellular region
Molecular function (GO): protein binding
Source: RefSeq, a predicted model, not a curated record